AUGAAAGCUACAAUUUAUUUCCUACUAAUAGCUCUGGCGUGAACAUCGGCAUUAGCUGUUAAUGUUACAGAAGGCGCAGGGAUUGCCUUCCAUGUCCAGCAGAGCUUCUUUACUAACCUGAAGACAUCCUUGUUGGACGAAUACAUCAGGACUAUAGAGACAGGAAAGAUUGAAGACAUCUUGUUCUCCCAUGACUUUGGCAUGGGGGACUCUACCUUUUUCAAAGUGUUCCUAAAUCUGACCAAUAUGGAGCUGCAUGAAUUUGGACUUGAUACCAGUGCUAGUUAUCUCGAGCUCCACGAGGCAGAACCGAACUUGGAACUGUUCAUUUCAGAUUUAAACAUGAAAGCAACACUUGAUUUCCAUUUCGGAACAGAGCCAUAUUUCCUAGAUGAUCACGGUGAUGGUCAUUUCUACUUAGGAAAGACUUCCAUAAGACUUGGAUAUGCAAUUGAAAGAAUUAAUGGAAGACCAACAUUUGUUACAAAAUCUGCAACGGUGAACAGUGAAGACUUUUCACUAGUAUUAGAUGGAUCUGCUGAUUUUUCUAGAGUUAUCACUCAGAUGUCUGCAGCUCUUGAGCAACUUGUUAAAACAAAUAUUAAUGAUUAUAUUCUUGGUGUGGUAGAUGCAACGAUUACUCCUCUUAUUAACGGGGCUAUCACUAGUAAAUAUAAUCUUGAAUAUAAGAUUACUGAUGAUGUUGUAAUUGAUCUCUCAAGCAGCGUUGAUCCAAUAUUCACAGAUGAGCAUAUGUCAUUAUUCUUCAAAGCUGCAGCUAGACAAAUCAGCCAGGAUAGCCCUCCGUUUAGAGAAAACCUAAGAGUUCCUUCAGAAGUUGACACAUCAGGAAGACAACUCCAAAUUGGAAUUUCUGACUUUAUCUUCAAUUCAACACUCUAUUCUCUCUUUAAGACAGGAUUUUUGAAACUAGACACACAGAACUUUAAUGGAACAAGUUUCCCAGUACCAGCUUCAAACUUCUUUAUAAUUUUCCCAACUCUUGCUGAAAAGUAUGGAGCAGAAGAUGAUGUCUUCUUCAGAAUCACAGUACAAGAAACAGUGAAUCCCCCAUAUGUAGAGAUUGUUGAUGGGUAUCUCCAUGCCUACCUUGACUGAGAGAUUGAGAUGUACACUAAGAGAGAAUCUCUUCUAACAUUGCAGGUUGACUCUUAUCUUGAGCUUGAUGCUUACAUUGUAAAAGGCUUCCUUCUCACCUUGGAUUUGAGACAGUUCAGACUCAGAGUCAGAGAAAUCACUCAGAACAAUAUCGACCCAAAUCUUGAUAAUAGGGAUAUAGCAGCAUUCUUUGGUCUGUUUUCAGGAUUUUUCAGGAAUUACGUGAACCAAUUUGUCAAAAACUUCGAAGUAAGACUUCCAGUAGGAGAUAGCAUUGAUCUCAGCCAAGUUUCUAUGUACACCAGAGAUUUCUACAUUUAUGCAGAUAUCACCCCAUAUUUUAGAUAA
This is a messenger RNA of Moneuplotes crassus, 1467 nucleotides long. Lineage: Eukaryota; Ciliophora; Spirotrichea; Euplotida; Euplotidae. The record is from the annotation of a GenBank genome assembly.